CUGACCUCAAGUGCCGGUUGCCUUGAUAUUGCCCAGCUCUGCCCAUCAGUAUGAAGCUCGACUUCCUAGCCAGGUUCGCUCUUGUUGCUCUACUUCAGCAAGCGCGGGCCUCGACCCCGCCAAGCCUGUCCACUAACACGGCCGGGGCAUUCACAUACGACAACAAGUCAUUCUUUCUCAAUGGGGAGCCAUUCACCAUAAUUGGGGGGCAGAUGGACCCUCAGCGUAUUCCUCCAGAGUACUGGAGGGACAGACUGGCAAAAGCCAGCGCCAUGGGUCUGAACACUAUCUUUAGUUACGUGUACUGGAACUUGUUGGAACCCGAACCCGGCGAGUGGCGCAGCGAUGAGCCCUCGAAUGACAUAGCAAAGUAUUUCGAAAUUGCUCAAGAGGAGGGAUUAUAUGUGGUAUUGCGUCCCGGGCCUUACAUCUGUGGUGAGAGAGAUUGGGGCGGCUUUCCCUCGUGGCUAAGCACUGUCCCCGGUCUUACCGUGAGGACGUACAACGAGCCAUAUUUGAACUACUCGACCAAGUAUUUGGAGCGUCUCGCUGCCGAUUUGAAGCACCUGCAGGUAACCAGAGGCGGACCUCUGCUGAUGGUACAGGUCGAGAACGAGUAUGGUUCUUAUGGGUCGAAUCACGAGUAUACCGAAGCUUUGAGGGAUGUCCUGCUCAAGAACUAUGAUGUUCCCUUAUACACGAACGACGGAGGCGUCGAAUUUACCCUGGUCGGGGGCAGUAUCCCCGGUGUACUCGCGGCUAUCGACGGCGACCCCUCGAGCGGCUUUGCGGCUCGCGACAAGUACAUCACAGACACAUCAAGACUGGGACCGCUCCUCGACGGCGAAUACUACACUUUAGGGCCUGACAUUUGGGGCUCGGACAACCCCCACAAUGUCGCGAAGGACAGCGAUGUUGCAAGAUUUGUGCGCGACCUGGAAUGGGUGCUAGGAGCGAACAACUCUAUUAGCUUAUAUAUGUUCCAUGGGGGCACCAACUUUGCUCUUGGAAGCGGAUCGCUAUGGAGAAACAAGACCAGUGCCUUCACAACAAGCUACGACUACGGAUCACCUCUCGACGAAAGCGGUCGGACCACAGAUUACUACUUCACGCUGAAGAACACGAUCAUGAAGUAUACAAAUCGCAGCCUGCCUGACGUGCCGAAAAAUGUGCCCCUCCUGGGCAUCCCCGAGAUUCAGCUAGCCCCCAGAAUACAACUACUGGAUACGACUGCCGCAAACACAUCUAGCGACUUUCCAGCUACGAUGGAGCAGCUUGGCCAGGACUAUGGCUUCGUGCUAUACGAGCACAAGGUUACACGGGCCAUGUCCGGUCAUUUGCAACCCGGAGAUCGUCCCAGGGAUCGAGUGAUUGUCUAUGUCAAUGAAACACGCAUUGGUGUCAUUGAUAGCAUUUACCAGUAUCCGAUGAACAUCACCUUGGACGUCAGUCCAGGUGACACGGUCUCACUCCUAGUGGAGAACCUUGGGCGAGUGGACUAUUGGUCGCUUGAAGCCUACACGUUUGAUGGGUUGAGAGAUCCAUACAAGGGCAUUGUCGGAAAUGUGACAAUCGGGAACUCCACGCUCAAGAGGUGGACAAUGAAGUCGUUCCCUUUGAGAGAUGCCCCUCUCUUGGCGUCGGACACAGAUGUUUCUUCGGCUACAGUGUCGCCAUUAUUUUACUCCGGGGUAUUUCAUGUCCCGAACUACUCCAGCCCAGCAAAGCUUGACACUUUUAUUGCAAUCCCUAAUGGCACAAAGGGCGUCGUGUGGGUGAACGGUUUCAACCUUGGGAGGUACUGGAUUAUCGGGCCUCAGCAGUCACUCUACCUCCCAGGCACUAUCCUUAAAGCCGGAGAGGAUAAUGAGAUUGUAGUACUUGAACUUGAACCGGAGCCGGACCGGCCAAUGUUUGCAAAAGGCGAGGUAGCCCGUGUGUGGGGGAAUAAUCCUGAUCCCGACUAUCUAUUAUAA
This is a messenger RNA of Diaporthe batatas, 1976 nucleotides long. RefSeq lists its product as uncharacterized. The transcript has 7 exons. NCBI's taxonomy places the organism in Eukaryota, Fungi, Ascomycota, Sordariomycetes, Diaporthales, Diaporthaceae. Gene Ontology annotation, biological process: carbohydrate metabolic process. Gene Ontology annotation, cellular component: vacuole. Bases 51 to 1976 code for a protein of 641 amino acids. Gene Ontology annotation, molecular function: beta-galactosidase activity. The record is from RefSeq and is a predicted model, not a curated record.